AGGAGGACGGGGCAGCCUGCAGGGGCAGCCGCUCCUGCCCGCUCUGUAGCUCGGUGGCCAGGGGUGGAAAGAAGCCGCAAGCCGCAGCCGCAGCCCCAAGUCAGCCCCCGCUGCCCCGUCCCACCAUCUCAUCUCUCCCCCCUCGGCACUUUUACUGUGACCCAGCAAACUCUUAAAUGCAGCUUUCUACGCAAGGAAGACCUGUGUGAUAAUUAAGAGACUCCUUUCUUUGGUAUGCGGUUAAGGGAACUUAUGAACAGAAACUCAGGCCUUCCUACCUCCACAUUGGUUCUCGUUGAAGUAUCAGCUUGUGAGUUUCUACUCUGAAUUUCACCAUUGUUCAACUCUGCCUAUUUACACAUGGAGAACAAUACGAAAGUGAUGUACAACUACAGACCUAGAGGAAUGAUUGCUAACAUUUAUGGGCCUUUUGCCACUAACAUGAAGCUGUGACAGUCUCCUUUCACUUCAGCCAACCAUCAAAAUCUAUGAGCUCCCCGAGCCCCUGAGAAGAGGACUUUGAUGAAGACAUCCCAUUUAGGACUGAUGUCCCAAGGUGAUCCGUGUCUUUGGAAUGUGUAAAACACUGACAUUCUCCAUUAAGAAGAAACAGUGAUGUAUAGAAGAUAAUGGUUUUUGUGGCAUCUCUUCAGCUCAACUCAGCAUUCUCUAGUGAUAUUGAAUAGCUGUUUUCUGCUUGGACACAGCGCUGUCCUUUCAGAUCCUAAACCAAUCCACUGCCUGUCCCUUGGUCUUGGGUACUAGCACUGAAUUUCUAUUCAGUUCUACAUAAUUGCAAGAGACACAAUGGAGAAGUGUACAGAAUCUCUACCAAACUUAAAUGCAGAGACUUCCUUUUUGAGAGGAGGCAAUCUGAUUCUGCAGCCACAAGUUCAACAUCCAACUGAUGAUAAGCCUCCUAUAACAGGGCAAGUUGUACCUGCCCUGAAUACCCCAGUGAUGUCUGGUCCUUACUCAGGUGACCAUAUUCCUCAGUUUCAUGGUAACCCAGCCAGUGUCAAAGGUUUUUUUGCUCAGGUGACCACCUAUUUGAGGGCUCUGGAUAUUUCUAAUCCUGCAGAUAAUGCCCGAGUCAAGCACUUUUUUGACUACCUGUCACAGCAGAUGCAAAAUUGUGAUGUCCUAUCUGAGUCUACCCAGAAUAAUCUAUUGAAACAAUAUGAGAACUUUGUUCUUGAGUUACAGCAGUCACUUGGUGAACCAAUGACACAAGAAACGACACCUCCAAUGAAUGUUACAGUUGACAAAAGCAACAUUUCUCCACAGGAUGCUACCAAUUUCCAACUUCAUGCUCCAAAUUUAAGUUAUAGUGAGACCAAUCAGAGAGACCACUUCCAAAAUGGACAAGCUGACCCCACUCAGAAUGAAGAAAUCACAGAUAUAAUGGACAACCUACCAGAUUUGAUCACUCAGUGCAUUCAGCUAGACAAAAAACACAAAGACAGGCCAGAGCUCCUACAGUCAGAAAGUCAUGUUCCAAUGUUUGCUUCUACAAAUCAUUACCAGUCCUUCAUUGGCCCCAUGCGUCCACUACCAAAGGAUGGGCCUAGACAGUUGCAGGGAGCCCACCUGCCUGUCACUCCUGCCAAAAGAGCCCGCCAGCAAGAAACUCAGUUAUGUGUCUACUGUAACCAGGCUGGUCACUUCACAAGAGAUUGCCUUGCUAAACGUUCUAGAACUCCAGCAAGGAAAAAAAUGUAGCUAGUUUACUAGUAAGAGGAGGAUAGGAAAUCACUUUGUAAACUCAUACCCUCUCACCUUGGGCCUUAGUGAUUUAUAAACUUUCACAAACUUCAAAAUACAAAUGAGUUGCUGUGGCAUCACAUUAAAAAACAGACAAAAACAUUUACAUCCCCAGGAAUUUGAACAACCAGAACUUGUUGUUUGAAAGAUAGCCCCUCCUCAAACUUGUCCUAACAACAAUGAUGAAGAUAAUUAACAGAAACUUAAUAGUUGGGACCAAUCAGCUUCAAGAGUUCUAAAGGUUCGCAAACAAUAUUCUCUACAGUCUGAGCCAAAACAUAAAUAAAUAAAUAAAAAAUAAAAAAAAAUUUAAAAAAAAUUAAAAAAAAAAACCCUCACAAUGUACUGAGAUCCACAUCCCCACCAAAGGAUGAAAUCGUGGUUGAUUCUAUUGGACCAAAUCCCAUAGCUUAUGUGCCUAGGACUGAGCCCAAAGCUUUUAUCAUCUUCUUUAUUGAUCUGUUUCUUAGUGACUUGUUUGUUCAGGUCUUUUGUUUGCACUCAUAGUGGCAUCACCAUAUCCAACAAUACCUUUGUCAUCAAGAGACCAGAAUCUGGAUUCUGUUCUACCUGUUAAUCAGACUCUAGUGCCAACACAUGACAAUCAUCCUGGAACUAAAUCUCUGCCACCCAUUUAUACAGCUAUAUAUUUUGUUGCCAGCUGAAGACUCCUGCUUCCCCAACAUACUGAACUUCCCGGCUAUUGGCAAACCAAAUUAUAUAGUCAUUUGAACUGAAUAAUGAUUCAUUAUUGGCAACUUUCUUUGAGGAAUAGCCUCUCUGGCAGUUAACAUACUCUGAGCCUGCCAAUCCAAGCUUAGUCAUAUAUACACUAAUGUUCCUCUUUUAGGUUUGAACAUAUAUAUGGCUAACUCUAAUGGUUUAGGAUAAUGACCAAGUGAGACAUUUAAAGACAUUUGUUUAAGGUAUACUAUCAUAGUUACUGUAACAGCAGUAUGUUCUUGCUGCCUGAACAGAGAACAAUCUCGACUAAGGACUGACUUUUCAGCCUGCAGUAGUUCGUGACUUCCUAGGCCUCACUAUUUAAAAUCACUGCCAAUUGCUACCAAGCUAUGCUCCUAUGGACCACCUUUGGCUAUUAUCUAAUUGAGGACCUUGGAAAGCAAUGGGACUACAUAGAACUUUUGGAAACAACUCAUCUGAAAAAUCCUGUGCACAUACAUUAACACCAUCUGUGCACAAAACUAAAGAACUGGGGUGUUCUUUUGCUUGUCUUUUACUCUUGGCACACAUCAGCUCUAUGUAUAAAUAGAUGAUGUAGGUGAUGAUGCUUCUACAAAAAAAAUGGAAUGAUGUGCUAGAAAGGCACAACUUCUUAGACAUGUUAACAUCUAUUGUUGCUCAGUAUUUGUUGGUAAUUACCAGUUCUUUGUUCAUUGCUUCUUGGUGCUGGUGUAUUUCCCCAUAAUGAAUUCCUGAAAUCAGUCAUUUCAUAUUCCUUAAUAGCCACUCAGAACAUGAAGUGCCAUUGGACUGUGGUCUUAUUCCUUGAGAAUUAUGCUUAGUUUUCAAUACGUAAUCCCAGAUAGAGCCUUACUGCUCUCAUCUUGUAGCACCAAGAAAUAUUUCUUCAUCCAUCAGUGCCUCACUAACCACUGUGCCAAUCCCUACUUACAUUCACAAGCAGUUUGUUCCUUUGUCAGUAAUUUGCUAUAUAUUCACAGUGCUUCAUAAACGACCAUAAUAAGGAGAUAUGAAUGCACAUACUCCAAUUGUGCUAAGAAUUCCCCUCUCCAUUACUGGGAUUGUAUGAGAAACUUUAUCAAGUAGAGUUAUUUAAAUGUUGAGUGAGUCUAGGAUUUUCAGAAAGAAUCCUCAUCUAUCUCUUCUAAUUCUAUAAUAAAGGACGAAUCCAA
Messenger RNA from Mus caroli (Ryukyu mouse), 3641 nucleotides. The record is from RefSeq and is a predicted model, not a curated record. Lineage: Eukaryota; Metazoa; Chordata; Mammalia; Rodentia; Muridae.